Molecule: messenger RNA, 2158 nt
Organism: Sorghum bicolor (sorghum)
Lineage: Eukaryota; Viridiplantae; Streptophyta; Magnoliopsida; Poales; Poaceae
Product: mitochondrial arginine transporter BAC2
Exons: 2
Coding region: 708-1772 (354 amino acids)
Biological process (GO): transmembrane transport
Molecular function (GO): transmembrane transporter activity
Source: RefSeq, a predicted model, not a curated record
UAUGGACCUAGACUUACAGUAUGUAAUAAAAACUACCACCAAAUAGGACGGCAGGAGAGCGAGAGGGUCGCCGUCAUGGCGAUGCCGAAGCCGGUCACGGAACCUAGGACGCGCACGCAGAGGGAUUUGGUGGUUCCAGUCGCAACACCAUGUGACAGUCAUGCUCUGUAUGUCAAUCCUGGCCCGCGCGACUCGUGAAACGAGGGGGGAAAGAGGGCGAGGCGGGCGCCUGCAGCCUGCUGGUGCUGCCCGGUUUCCUCUUUCCUCGGCGCCCGCCAACCAGCCAGCCGCCCCAGCCAGGCGACGCUCCCUCGCGCGCUCGGCUCCCACCAUUAUCCCGCCGCCAUCGCCUCCUCUUUUUCCUCCACCGCGCGCCCUCUCCGCACGAGCCCGGGCGUGGCGUCGUUUUCUUUUCCCAACGGAGGCCGCCCCGCCCCGCCCCGCCAGCCAGCGCUGCCUUUAAUUUUGGACCCAUCCGUCCGUCCGUCCGUCCAUCGCGUUCACGGGUGCGGGGGCGGGGUGCCGGGGCUGGCUGGGCGCGCAAUCUGCCGUGCACGUACGGGCACCUAGCAGGCGGAGGGAGGACCAUCCAUUUCGUCCAUUCAGCGCCGGGCGCCCUGUCCGUGUCCGUGUCCGUCCGUCCGAGCGCGCGGAGGACGAUCGAUCGAGUCGAUCCAGCCCGGCCCGUCGCUCGUCCGGGUCCCCGGAUGGUCGCCGCCGCGCCAACAGGCACGUACAGCGACGAGAGCAGCACCGGCAGGUCCAUGGAGUUCUGGCCGGAGUUCCUGGCGACCAGCGGCGGGCGCGAGUUCGUGGCCGGCGGGGUGGGUGGCAUGGCGGGCGUGCUGGCGGGCCACCCGCUCGACACCCUCCGCAUCCGCCUGCAGCAACCGCCCGCCGCCAGCCCCAGGGUCGGGCUCGCCCCUGCCCACGCGCCCCGCCGCCGCGACACGCCACACCCUUCCGCGGUCCGCCUCCUCUGUGGCAUCCUCCACGCCGAGGGCCCCUCCGCGCUCUACCGCGGCAUGGCCGCGCCCCUCGCCUCCGUCGCCUUCCAGAACGCGAUGGUGUUCCAGGUGUACGCGAUCCUGUCACGGUCGCUGGACCCAGAGAGCUCGGCCACCUCGGAGCCGCCGUCCUACGCGAGCGUGGCGCUGGCCGGCGUCGGCACGGGGGCGCUGCAGACGCUGAUCCUGUCCCCGGUCGAGCUCGUCAAGAUCCGGCUGCAACUGGAGGCAGCGGGGCACGGGCGCCCGGGUCACCACCACCGCCGCCGCGGCCCCGUGGAGAUGGCCCGGGACAUCCUCCGGCGUGAGGGUCUCCGCGGCGUGUACCGUGGGCUCACGGUGACCGCGCUCCGCGACGCGCCGGCGCACGGCGUCUACUUCUGGACGUACGAGCGCGCCCGGGAGCGGAUGCACCCGGGGUGCCGCCGGCAGGGCGCGGACGGGGACGGGGACGAGGGCCUGGGCACCAUGCUCGUGUCCGGUGGCCUGGCGGGCGUCGCUAGCUGGGUCUGCUGCUACCCGCUGGACGUGGUCAAGUCCCGGCUGCAGGCGCAGGGCAUGGGAGCGACGCCCAGGUACCGCGGCGUCGUCGACUGCUUCCGGAGGAGCGUCCGGGAGGAAGGUCUCCCCGUGCUGUGGCGCGGACUCGGCACCGCCGUCGCCCGCGCGUUCGUCGUCAAUGGCGCCAUCUUCUCCGCCUACGAGCUGGCUCUGCGGUUCUUGGCCAGCGGGAGUGGCCCCAGGCUGGUCAUGGAGGAGAACUGAGCUCGCGUGCUGUGCCAGAUUCUGCACCGUUCGUUCGUGCAACCAUACCCUACCCCAUUUGUGAGAUUGGACCGUGUUGUACAUAGGCUAGUAUUCAUUGGGAUUUGGGAGUGGAUGGGGGAGUCUCAUGCCAUGGGAAUGAGCUGAGAUUCGUAGAGUACUGUAGCUGCAAGCUUCAUACAAAUUGAAGCUUGCGUCUUUGAUGAUGAUGGCGAUCAGUUACCCCGAUAGUUGGGGAAAUACAGUCUGCAGUACAUUAGAUUGGUGUGCUGCUAUUUCAGAUACUCUGCAUGAACAUCAGUGAGACAAUGACCGAUUGACAUUACAGUAUGUGUCGAUAAACCAUUCAUGGAAAACAUCAGAAUUCUUCUAGUCAGUUGCUUUCA